UAGCGGGGCCGCCGUGGAGGGCGUCGUGCUGUCCUGCUCGCUCCUGCUCGCCCGCGGGUCGGCGCGCUCGCCCAGCUGAGCGGCCACCGGGCUGCGGGGCCGCCGGGCUGCACGCUCAGCCGCCGCCUGGGAAGCAGAGGCAGCUGGUCCAGCUCGGAGAUGGAGAGCGGGCGAAGUUGACGAGCCCCCCACCCACGCUGCGCCGCUGCUGCCCAGAGGUGCGCUGCCCUCUCCGGGAGGCGCCCGCACGCCGCCCUGCUCCAGGGCUGCAGCCAGCGGUCUGUCGCGCGUGCUUGUUUGCCAAAGGAGCCGCCCAGGGGAGAAGACCCGGAGGGGAGUUGUUGCCCCUGGGGAUACCUGCCGCCCAGCCGAGGGGUCUGGGCGGCCCGGAUGUGCAGGACCCAGCCCCGCAGCCGCUGACGCCGGGCGGCGGCGAAGUUUGGCUGCUGAGCGGCGCGGCGCAGGGCCACUGGACAGCGGGCCGCCCGGCGGGAGCGAUGCCGAUGGGGGGCCUGUUGCCGCUCUUCAGCAGCCCCGGGGGCGGCGGCCUGGGCGGGGGGCUCGGCGGCGGCGGCGGCAGGAAGGGGUCUGGCCCCGCCGCCUUCCGCCUGACGGAGAAGUUCGUGCUGCUGCUGGUGUUCAGCGCCUUCAUCACGCUCUGCUUCGGGGCGAUCUUCUUCUUGCCCGACUCCUCCAAGCUGCUCAGCGGGGUCCUGUUCCACUCCAGCCCCGCCCUGCAGCCGCCCGCCGACCACAAGCCCGGGCCCGGGGCGCGCGCCGAGGACGCGGCAGAUGGGCGAGCCAGGCACCGCGAGGAGGGCGCGCCCGGGGACCCGGCGGCCGCCCUGGAGGACAACUUGGCCAGUAUCCGCGAAAACCACGAGCGGGCUCUCAGGGAAGCCAAGGAGACCCUGCAGAAGCUGCCCGAGGAGAUCCAAAGAGACAUCCUGCUGGAGAAGGAGAAGGUGGCCCGGGACCAGCUGCGUGACAGGGCGGUGUUCAGGGGGCUACCGCGGGUGGACUUCUUGCCCCCCAUCGGGGCGAUUAGCCGGGAGCCGGCCGACCCCUCCAUCCGCGAGAAGAGAGAAAAGAUCAAAGAGAUGAUGAAACAUGCUUGGAAUAAUUAUAAACGUUACGCUUGGGGCUUAAAUGAACUGAAACCUAUAUCAAAAGAAGGCCAUUCGAGCAGUUUGUUUGGUAGUAUCAAAGGAGCAACAAUAGUAGAUGCCCUGGAUACGCUUUUUAUUAUGCAAAUGAAAGAUGAAUUUGAAGAGGCAAAAGAAUGGGUUAAACAAAAUCUGGAUUUUAAUGUGAAAGCCGAAGUUUCUGUUUUUGAAGUAAAUAUACGCUUUGUUGGUGGACUACUCUCAGCGUACUAUCUGUCUGGAGAAGAGAUAUUUCGAAAGAAAGCAGUGGAACUUGGGCUAAAAUUGCUACCUGCAUUUCACACUCCCACUGGAAUACCUUGGGCAUUGCUGAAUAUGAAAAGUGGGAUUGGAAGGAACUGGCCCUGGGCCUCAGGAGGCAGCAGUAUUUUGGCAGAAUUCGGAACUCUGCAUUUGGAGUUUAUACAUUUGAGCCACUUAUCAGGAAACCCCGUCUUUGCUGAAAAGGUAACGAAUAUUCGAACAGUACUGAACAACCUGGAAAAACCACAAGGCCUCUAUCCUAACUAUCUGAAUCCCAGUAGUGGACAGUGGGGUCAAUAUCAUGUCUCAGUUGGAGGACUUGGAGACAGCUUUUAUGAAUAUUUGCUAAAGUCAUGGUUAAUGUCUGGCAAGAAAGAUCUAGAAGCUAAGAAGAUGUAUUUUGAGGCUGUUCAGGCAAUUGAGACUCACAUGAUCCGAAAGUCUAGUACGGGACUAACAUACAUCGCGGAGUGGAAAGGGGGCCUCCUGGAACACAAGAUGGGCCACCUGACCUGCUUUGCUGGAGGCAUGUUUGCGCUCGGGGCAGACGAUGCUCCCCCAGGCAUGACCCAGCACUACCUUCAACUCGGGGCUGAAAUUGCCCGUACCUGUCAUGAGUCGUACAAUCGCACUUUUGUGAAACUGGGACCAGAAGCUUUCAGAUUUGAUGGCGGUGUUGAAGCCAUUGCUACAAGGCAAAAUGAAAAAUACUACAUCCUCCGGCCAGAGGUGGUGGAGACUUACAUGUACAUGUGGCGACUGACUCAUGAUCCGAAGUACAGGAAAUGGGCCUGGGAAGCCGUGGAGGCCCUGGAAAAUCACUGCCGGGUGAACGGAGGCUAUUCGGGCCUAAGGGAUGUUUACCUCAGCCGUGAGAGUUAUGAUGACGUGCAGCAAAGUUUCUUCCUGGCAGAGACGCUGAAAUAUUUGUACUUAAUAUUUUCUGAUGACGACCUACUCCCUCUGGAACAUUGGAUCUUCAACACCGAGGCACAUCUGCUCCCUGUACUCUGUUCGGAUGGAAAGGAGAGUGAAGGCAAUGAACAAUAAAAAGACAAUUGAUAUUUUCUUCUGCUCCAUUCCCUUCACUGCAUACCUUCAUAAUUCCUUUUCUGGUGUUCAGGCACAUGUUGAACUUUUAUUAAUAGGUCUGUGAUUAUUCUAAGUUCUAAAAUUGUUUUGCAGUCUUUCAUGUUUACCAUCAGAAGCAUUGACAGACCUAAAUUCCUUGUCAUAGCCCUUAUUAUUCUAUCAGUGGAUCACAAGUUGUUCUUUCUUUUCUUUUUUUUUUUUAAGUAAUCUCUGGAGUUCAUGAAGGUAUCGUAUCAUCUUUAUUAAACUGAGUAGAAUGGUAUACCAAUGACCUCUUAAUUACAAUUUUGAUUUGACUGCAAAACUUUUUCCUCCUCUAUGAGGAGAUGAUGUCUGCUUUAAGCUGUAAUGUUUUGCCAUGUUGCAAAAAGCCAUAAUAAUAAAUUAAAUAUUAAAGAAGCUUUUUUCCUUUUCGAUUUCAUAUUAAUCUGGUUUGUCUAUCCACCAGAGACAGAUCUUAUAACUGUGACAGCCUCCUUAUGCGGGUCUAUCAUUAUUUGAUAGAAUGUCUUCUAAAAUACUUCACUCACAUUGUAAUUCAAAUUAGAAUGUCAUUCCAAAAGGAUCAUCUCAUGUUGACCUCAUUUCGUUGGAACCACAGUAUAUUUUUGUUGGUUAAUUAUAUUAGUGUUUCCUAAUUUGUGAAUUAGUUCUCAAAUUUUGCUUUAAAUGCCCUGUGUCAUUUCUGGAUCGUGUACUGGUUAAUUAUUUUUUCCAUUCCCUACCGCACAGCGAGGUGAGCUUUCAAGUUCUGCAGAGCUCUCCUAUUACUGAAUUACAUUUUUUAAAGGGAAAAGUGGAACUUUUAGUGGGCUAGCUUUUGCUUUUAACUGAAUAUAUGAAGAAAUUGGUCUCCCUAAAGAAAGGGUGAGUAUUUCAUAUGGAUUUUGGUUUGCAUUUCAUCUUUAAUUUUUUCUCUUGAGAAAAAGAAAGCAUUACAUUUGGUUCAGAUUUUUCAGAUUUGAAAAGGGCCCUUUCUCAAAGGUAGUAAAUUAUUUCAUUUCGGUUUAUGAAAGCAAGAUUUAACUUUGAAAGAAGCUUUGCCAAUGUAUCUAUUCAUGCUCAGUUGAGGAAAACCUAAUAAACUUUUAGGCCAAAUAAGAUUAUAGUAUAUUUUGUCUAGUUAAAUUCAACAUAGAGAUCCGGGCUUAGAAGCAAUAUAUAAGAAUGGACAUGGCCAAUCCCCCACAAUCCUGGAGCAGAUCAAAAUAAUUAUAUGAUUCUUCAAAGCAUUGUUUUGAGAUAUGAGUGGUUUUCCCAAGAAUAGAUUUGGUGACAUCUUGUGUUUUCUUAUCAUAUCGGUUCAUAUUUUAACUAUAUUCCCAGGAAAGGGCUAAUAUGAUGAUGUGCAUACUGAGGCACAAAGAGUUUGACCACCUGCAUUGUUAACUUCCACCGGUCAGAUAGAUCAGUGCACUGCCAUGAGUUAGGCUGAAGCCUAUGAAAUUGCUGCAUUUGUAGUUUAAAACUGUUCAAUAUAAGCAAUUUUAUAUGGCUCACCCUUAUAUUUUUUAGGAUAAUUAUUUUCUCAGAUCUCCAUAGACUUAAUUGUUUUAGCUGUUUCAACUUUUGAAAGCGUUUCAAAAGAUCUUCCGUUGUCUGAAAAGACCACCUUGUGUGACCUGCUCUUUUUUCAGUGUUGUACAUUGGUAUAUGUCGAAGAAGAAAUUAAUAAAAUUAGUAAAUGGAAAAGAUCCUUUAGUACAUCAUUAUUGCCAUGUUAAUGUGUUUCUGUGACCCAGAAUAACUUCUUCCACUCAUAUCUUCAGCUCACCUUAUGAUAUGAAAUGAAUGGAUAGUGAGAGUCCUUUUUUCCCUUUUUGCCUUUUAAAGGCAACAUAUAAAAGAUUAUUGCCAAAAUUGGGCCAUAUGUAUUUAGAUUAUAAUUUUCAUGUGAAUGUCCUUGGAGUGGCAAUUUGUUAUUUAUUUUCUCUGCUUUUCAAUUUGCUUUGAAAGAGCACAAAGCUGGUAGGGCUUUCUGCAGCAGGUCGGAUGCUAAAAUCAGGUUGUGUGUAUACACUGCACUCUAAUGUACCUUUUGUCUGCUAAUAUAAAUAGGCAAGAGGAUUGUACUACAUGUUGCUCUGCCACUGGCAAGAACAAAGUUUUUCAAUUCUAGAACUUGGAUUUUUAAACGUAAGUCCCAAAACACCAAAAAUGUAAACAAGAUAAGAGAUUAAUAUUACGGUGAUAUAAUUUAAUUAAAGUUAAAUUUUGCAUUAGUUAUUUUAAACAAUUGAAGUCCUUAGGUAGACACUGUCUUUCAUUCAUUUUCUGCAAAACUGUGCAGCUAAGUUUACAUAUCUAUUCAUGUCCUGAAAGGUGAAUAAUUAAAACAGCACUUAAUUUUGUGUUUGUGCAUAUGUUUUUGGUAUACUUUGUGCAAUUAAUAUUACAUACAUAAGGCGUAUGGCAAUUUACAGAACUCAUUGUUUGUCAUGACUCCAUAUGUAUUAGCCACUCUUUCCAUUGAUUGUUUUUGAUUUGUACGUAAAUCCAUUCUGUCAUUUCCAACUUUAUAUAAAUCUCUAAUGUUAUGGGAAACAUAAUAGAUUGACACAUAAUUUUUAAAAACUAUAUUUGUAAAAUUUCUCUAUUGUGAAUAAAGCCUUUUAAUAUAUCUCA
This is a messenger RNA of Equus caballus (horse), 5126 nucleotides long. It is a transcript of the gene MAN1A1, whose product is annotated as mannosidase alpha class 1A member 1. Gene Ontology annotation, cellular component: endoplasmic reticulum; extracellular exosome; Golgi membrane. Gene Ontology annotation, molecular function: calcium ion binding; mannosyl-oligosaccharide 1,2-alpha-mannosidase activity. Gene Ontology annotation, biological process: mannose trimming involved in glycoprotein ERAD pathway; carbohydrate metabolic process. The record is from RefSeq and is a predicted model, not a curated record. NCBI's taxonomy places the organism in Eukaryota, Metazoa, Chordata, Mammalia, Perissodactyla, Equidae.